Oldenlandia corymbosa var. corymbosa is the source of this 1634-nucleotide messenger RNA. Lineage: Eukaryota; Viridiplantae; Streptophyta; Magnoliopsida; Gentianales; Rubiaceae. The record is from the annotation of a GenBank genome assembly.
AUUGAAUUUUUUUUUUAAAAAAAAAACAUAGGUUAUUUGACAAAUACUACAAUGGACAUGUAAAAUCAAUUCACAUAAUCAAGAAUAAUAAAACCAUAAUACAAUAAUGGUUAGUAAAUCCGGUCCAAAAUAAAGUGCCUAUAUUUUAGUCCUCCACCUUCAGAAUUGCCUAGAAAGUGUCAUCAAUCUCUCUCCCUGCCGAGACCUUGGGUAGAUAUAUUUUUCCUUGUUUUCUCUGACUAAAAUCUUGCAACACCAACACCGAUUACCAUGGCUCUGCAACUAUGGGAGACCCUCAAAGAUUCAAUCGUGGCGUAUACUGGUCUUUCUCCUGCAACUUUCUUCACCUGUGUUGCUCUGGGCCUGGCCCUUUACUACAUGGUCGCGGGAUUAUUUGGGUCGUCUGAUCAUGCUCCCCAAGUCAGGUCCAGGAGACUCGAGGAGGAGAUGGAGCCACUGCCGCCACCAGUUCAGCUGGGAGAGGUGACCGAGGAGCAGUUAAAAGAGUAUGAUGGGGCUGAUCCCAAGAAGCCCUUGCUCAUGGCCAUCAAGGGUCAGAUCUAUGAUGUUUCCCAGAGCAGGGUUUUCUAUGGCCCUGGAGGACCUUAUCAUCUUUUUGCUGGGAAGGAUGCUAGUAGAGCCCUUGCAAAGAUGUCUUUUGAGGAAAAAGAUCUUACAGGUGAUCUCACUGGCCUUGGAGUGUUUGAGCUUGAGGCAUUACAAGACUGGGAAUACAAGUUCAUGAGCAAAUAUGUGAAGGUCGGAACUGUGAAGAAGACGGUCCCUGUAACCGAGGGCGAAGCCAACGGUGAAGCUGCUGCAAGUGGUGCCAGUGAGGAAACCAGUGGCGAACCAAAGCCUACAGAGACUGCAGAACCUGAUGUUGCAAAGACUGCCGAGGACAGUUCAUCAGAAAAUGUUGAAAGCAAACCCGAAGAUGCUGAGAAGAAAGAGUAAAUUGUCUAAGAUGAUUCUCAAGUGCUCAGGGAUUAAGGGUGUCAAUUUUAUUGGACAUGCGAAUAGUGUAUCAUCAUAUGGUCAUUGUCUACCUUCUCAAACUAUACUCUUAGUUGUGUUAAUUAGCGGAGUAUCAGUAGCUUUUGUUGGUUGUAUCAACUCAAGUACAAUAAUCAAGGUGAAAUUCCCCCGGAUUCUGCAAUUGCCAACUGCGCUUAUGAAUAUGAAUGUUUAGUUCUUAGAUGUGGAAUUCUGGUUCUGAGUUAGGAAUGCCAACACUCAGGAUUUUCUCUCAUUAUGAUAAUCACUAAUACUAUGCAGUAUGGUGGAGUAUGGGCCCUGCUGCCCUGAGAUUUUAAAGUAGUGGCUCAUUACUGUACUGCCACAGCCCAUCUAACAUGGUACAGAAAAUGCUGUUAUCACCCAACUGCCCAAGUGCCCAUCCAUGUGGAGUUGUGAAACUUUCUUUUGGAAAUUGGCAUAUGAACAAUCUAUCUUGAAUGAUAUAUACUCCUUCGGUCUUUAUUAAUAAAGUAUUUUGAUUACGUCCUAGGUUUUACUUAAAAUAUCGUUUUAAUUGUAAAAAAAUCUUAGAAAUAUAUUUUUACAUUUGUUGUGUUAUUUUAAUUAUUAUGAAAUGUGUUUAAAAUUUUUAUUUUAAUUAAAAAUAUAUCUUA